AUGACCAGCAAAGGAAAACAGUUGCCACACGAGCGCAGGAAAGGAGAGUCGGCCCUCAGCGAAUUCGCAGAUUAUGUAGAAAAGCAACAAGCUCUGCGGUACCCCUCUUCAUCGAAUGCACCACCAGCCGGAGUCGAUGACCAUGCGGAGCUCGACAUUCUCAACUCACUAGACCUCGCCGAUAACUCUCCUACCGUCCGACUGAAAGAACUCCUCUUGAGCAAAGAUGAUGACCUAUCAAAGUUGAUCUCUCUGCUGGAAUUAAGACUAGAGGAAGGGCAUGGCGAGACCGUAUUUGAGGUUGGGUUUGAGAAUAAUGGAGAAAGCAUGGCAUUGACGAAAGAUGAAUGGGAUGCAUCACUACAGAGGUUAAAAUUGGCGGCGAGCAAACUACGGGCAGAUUGUCAGGUUCUUUUGACCAAAAAUGUCGGUGAAGAGGCAGAAGCAGAGUUGGAGCCCAACGCCACCAAGAAAGAUACAGACUGUAGUGGCAAGAUACUGAUCCGACAACAACCUGCCACGGUGGAAGAAGUCAUUGAAACACGAAUAGCGGUUGUAGGAAAUGUAGAUGCCGGAAAAAGUACCAUGUUGGGUGUGUUGGUUAAGGGUGGUCUUGAUGAUGGCAGAGGCAAAGCGAGAGUCAACCUAUUCCGACAUAAACAUGAGAUUGAGAGUGGAAGGACAAGUUCUGUUGGAAUGGAGAUUAUGGGAUUUGAUACCAUGGGAAAGGUUGUUGCAUCCGAUGUACCAGGUCGAAAGCUCUCUUGGGAAGAGAUUGGUAAACGGUCUGCCAAAGUCAUUUCCUUUACCGAUUUGGCUGGACACGAGCGAUAUCUACGGACCACAGUGUUUGGACUUUUAUCUUCAAGUCCAAACUACUGUUUACUGAUGGUAGCUGCUAACAAUGGGCUGAUUGGAAUGAGUAAAGAGCAUUUGGGAAUUGCUCUUGCUCUCAACGUCCCAGUUAUGGUUGUGAUAACCAAAAUCGAUAUCUGCCCGCCUCAAAUCUUGGAACAGACAAUUCAGCAAAUCACAAGGAUAUUAAAAAGUCCAGGAGCUCGGAAAAUUCCAAUAUUCAUCAAGAACCGAGAAGAAUGUAUCAAUACUGCGACACAGUUUGUGAGUCAGCGGAUAUGUCCUAUAUUCCAGGUUUCGAAUGUUACUGGAGAGUCUCUGGACCUCGUACGGACUUUUCUCAACAUCCUUCCUCAUCAUGGCCAUUAUGAUGCUGAUGCUCCGUUCGAAUUUCAUGUCAAUGACACUUUCUCCGUUCCUUUCGUUGGUACCGUUGUAUCUGGAAUCAUCAAGAGUGGUGUCAUUCAUACAGGAGACACAGUUUUGAUCGGUCCCGACUCACUUGGUCAGUUCACAACCACUACCGUCAGGUCAAUAGAGCGGAAAAGAAUAUCUGUCCCUGCUGCUUCUGCUGGUCAAUCAGCGUCUUUUGCACUGAAAAGGGUACGGCGGAAAGAUGUGCGGAAAGGUAUGGUCGUGUUACCGAAACUAGAACAGAAUUCUCCAAAGGUCUACCGCGAAUUUGUCGCUGAAGUACUCAUCCUCUCCCACGCCACAACCAUCAAAACCAAAUACCAAGCCAUGCUUCACGUUGGCCCUGUCUCGCAAACCUGCGCGAUCAUAGACAUAGACCGUUCCUACAUCCGCACGGGUGACAGAGCAACCGUUGCUUUUCGCUUUGUGCAGCGACCUGAGUAUCUCGCGCCGGGUGAUCGGCUGCUGUUCAGGGAAGGCCGCACGAAAGGUCUGGGAAUUGUGAAGAGUGUGGGGUAUGAUCCUGCGAAACCGUUGAAUCCGGGUAGUGCGAAGGAGGGGGGGGAUGGGAAGGGGGAAGCGGCAGCAAAUGGAAAAGUUGGGGAGGGGGAGAAGGAGAAGAUGCCUGCGCCUGUGAUUGCUUCUUGA
Glarea lozoyensis ATCC 20868 is the source of this 1917-nucleotide messenger RNA. Its product is annotated as P-loop containing nucleoside triphosphate hydrolase. The record is from RefSeq and is a predicted model, not a curated record. Gene Ontology annotation, biological process: translational elongation. NCBI's taxonomy places the organism in Eukaryota, Fungi, Ascomycota, Leotiomycetes, Helotiales, Helotiaceae. The transcript has 3 exons. Gene Ontology annotation, molecular function: translation elongation factor activity; GTP binding; GTPase activity. The coding region runs from base 1 to 1917 and encodes 638 amino acids.